UUCAUGUCCAUUUGACGGAGUUCUCCAAUCGACCUGUUAAAUUAUAAACUCCUGGAAAAUAUCCAACAGCUAUGGGCAACGAGGAAAUCUCCGACUUCGAGAAACAGCGUCUCGCCAACAUCGCCGAACGCGAUGCGCUGCUUAAGAAACUCUCGCUAGAGGCGAAAUCCGCCGGCGUCUUCCCGCCGAAGAUGUCCAAGGGCUCGUCCGGCGGAGACCAAAACAAGGCGAAAAAGAAGGCCCCCGCCAAGAAGGUGAAGCAGGAGCCGGAGCCGGCGCUGCCCCGGCGCAUGUCCUCGCGGAUCAGGGGCAUUGCGGCGGAGAGCGAGGUUGCGAAGCGCAAGGCCGAAGAGCAGUACGAAGCUGCGCAGGAGGUGGAGCGGGCGAAGCGACUGCGGAAAUCGGAUUCGUUCUCGUUCAAUGAGAUGCUGGUGUCUGGACAAAAGCUUAGCGGCGAUGGGUUGAUCGGCGUGGACGUGGUCACGAAGGGCGUGGCCAUGCCGUAUCAACGGACCUUUGAUGAUGAGGACAUCAAGAAGACAACGGAUAAGGAUCUCAAGGCAUUGAGGGAGGAGAUGAGUGGGUUGAAUCUGUGGGAGGCGUGGGAGCCCAGUAGAAUCAAAAUCACCCCCGAACGAGUCUACGCCAUGACUCUUCAUCCCUCCGAGGCGAAACCCCUCGUCUUCGCCGGUGACAAGAUGGGCCAUCUCGGUGUGCUAGACGCAUCGCAGGAAAAGCCCACAUCCGCCGUCAAACACGAAGACGACGACGACGACGACGACGACGACGACGACGACCCUGACCCCGUCCUGACCACUCUCAAACCCCACACGCGCACCAUCAGCUCGAUGACCAUCCACCCAUCCAAGCCCACGCACCUCUACACCGCCAGCUACGACAGCUCCAUCCGCGAAAUGGACCUCGAAAAGACGACCUCCGUCGAGCGCUACGCCCCGGAGUCCACGUCCACAGACGUCCCCAUCUCCGGCAUCGACAUGGCCGCCGAUGACCCGAACGUGCUCUACUGGACGACCCUGGAGGGCGAAUUCGGACGGCACGACAUGCGCGCAUCCUCCAAGCGCAACGCCGUCGCGACAUGGCGUCUGUCUGAGAAGAAAAUCGGCGGCUUCUCCCUCUGCCCGACGCAGCCGCACUUUAUCGCAACCGCCAGUCUCGACCGCACCAUGCGCCUGUGGGACAUUCGCAAACUCUCGCAUGACGACCCCGUGCCUGUCGGCGAGCACCAGAGUCGCCUGUCCGUCUCGCAUGCCGCCUUCAACAGCAUCGGCCAGAUCGCGACCUCCUCGUACGAUGAUACCCUGAAGAUCUACGACUUCGGCGCCAAGGGCCUCCCCUCGUGGGAACCCGGCCACACCCUCCCCGAGAAUCAGAUGAAGCCGGACACCGUCGUGCGGCAUAACUGCCAGACGGGCCGAUGGGUGACUAUCCUGCGCCCCCAAUGGCAACAGAACCCGCAGUCCGCCAUCCAGCGAUUCUGCAUCGGCAACAUGAACCGAUUCGUCGACAUCUACAGCGGCUCGGGCGACCAGCUUGCCCAGCUCGGGGGCGACGGCAUCACGGCGGUGCCUGCCGUGGCGGUCUUCCACCGCAGUAAGAACUGGGUUGCGGCCGGCACGGCCAGUGGGAAGGUCUGUUUGUGGAUGUGAGAGAUGGUAGGUAGGUCUGUGUUUUGGAUCUUGGUUACUAUCACCUCCCUCUGUUGGAAACCUGAGGAUCUCGCUAUUCAUAUGCCGGUCUUUCUUCGGCCCUCAUCAUUUGUUAUCAUAGCAUAUAGAGUAAG
Molecule: messenger RNA, 1801 nt
Organism: Aspergillus steynii IBT 23096
Lineage: Eukaryota; Fungi; Ascomycota; Eurotiomycetes; Eurotiales; Aspergillaceae
Product: WD domain protein
Exons: 3
Coding region: 72-1667 (531 amino acids)
Biological process (GO): regulation of DNA damage checkpoint
Cellular component (GO): nucleus
Molecular function (GO): DNA binding; protein binding
Source: RefSeq, a predicted model, not a curated record